AUGUUCUCACAAAAGGGAAAACCUUUAGUGGUAUAUGAUGGCUUUAUUUAUACAUUAGAACGACAAACAACAAUAAAAUGUAUUUUUCGAUGUCAAGAUCGUGAUUGCAAAGCUCGAUGUCAUACAAAUCUUACUAUGGAUUCAUUUUUGUCGGAACCAACCAAACAUUCUCAUCCUCCAAAUCCAGAACGCAUUCCAGCACUUGAACUUAAAACCGAAAUCAAAAUUAAAGCAGCAACAUCCGACGAAGCUUCAAGCUCAAUCUUGCAUUCUUCAAUGCGAUCGUUGCCUUUAAAUGCAGUUAGCAAUUUGCCAAAGGAUGAUUCAUUAAUGAGAAGUAUUCGACGACAACGUUCAUCACCAUAUUCUGAUCCAAAUAGUCGUUUACCUGACAAUUUAAGAAAAACAGAUCGUGGAGAAAAAUUUAUAUUAUAUGAAGAUAAUGAUAUGAUUAUUUUUACCACAAGAACCAAUUUAUCUUUAUUGAAAGAAUGCAAGCAUUGGUUUGUAGACGGGACAUUCAAAGUGUGUCCAAACGAUUUUUAUCAAUUAUUUACAGUACAUGCAUUAUUGACGUCGACGAUCAUUCCACUUGUUUAUGUGUUAUUAAUUGGCAAAAGUGCGGCUGAUUAUACGAAGUUCUUUCAAAAACUUUUGGAAGUGGAUGAUUUUGCGCCUGAAUCAAUACUUAGUGAUUAUGAAUCAGGCACAAUCAAAGCAAUUAAAGAUUUUUUUCCUAAUGCAAUACAUAGGGGCUGUCUUUUUCACUUUGGGCAAUGCGUUUGGCGUCAUAUCCAAGACAAUGGCUUAUCAAAAAAAUAUCAAGAUGAUGAAAAUUUUCGUUUAAAUGUGAGAAAACUACUUUCUCUACCUUUUGUUCCAGUUGUUGAUGUGGUAGAAGCAUUUAAUCUAGUUGCUGAUAAUUUCGACGAUGAUGGUGAUACUCUCCUCGAAUACUUUGAAAAAACAUGGAUUGGUGAGAAGAAAAAACGAGGAGCCGGAAGAAAGAAACCAAAAUUUAAUUAUGAAUUAUGGAAUGUAUAUGAACGUGUUAUCAACAAUCUUCCUAGAUCCAAUAAUUCAGUAGAAGGUUGGCACAACGGAUUCGCUAAUCGUGUAUCCAAUGCUCAUCCUUCAACAGCAAAACUUGCUGAUAAAAUUCGUCGAGAGCAAUCAAAGUUUGAAAUUGAUAUUGAAAGAAUUAAUCAAGGACAUGAACUAAAAAUGAAAAAAACAAUUUAUCGAAAACUUAAUGAAAGAAUGGUACGUGUUGUCAAUAUCUAUGAUAAGAAUCAACUUGAUCAAUAUUUGAAAAAUGUCAGUGCCAAUGUAAUAGUUUAA
Messenger RNA from Rotaria sp. Silwood1, 1341 nucleotides. The record is from the annotation of a GenBank genome assembly. NCBI's taxonomy places the organism in Eukaryota, Metazoa, Rotifera, Eurotatoria, Philodinida, Philodinidae.